AUGGAAGGAGUGGUAGUAGCCAACACCCAGAACCAGCCGGAAGACAACAAGGUUCGCACCGAUGUAUUGCUCUUCAACCGCUGGAGUUACGACCACAUUCAGCUGGUAGACUACCACAGAUUGAGAAAGUAUAUCGAACAGAUAUUACGUAAUAGAGUCGAUAGUACUGGUGGAACUGGAUUUUUCUACUUGGUCAUGCAAUUAUUGUGCAGUGGACCAAGAGAAGAUGCGACCCGUAUUGGUUCUGCUGGUGUUGUCAGGCACCAGGCUGUUGAUAUUUCGCCUCUUCGCCGUGUGAACCAGGCAAUCUAUCUCCUCACAAGCGGUGCCCGUCAGAGUGCUUUCAGGAACAUCAAGACCAUUGCUGAAUGCCUUGCUGACGAGCUCAUUAAUGCUGCCAAGGGCUCUUCCAACAGUUAUGCUAUCAAAAAGAAGGAUGAGAUUGAGAGAGUUGCAAAGGCCAACCGAUAAACGAGAGUACUCAAGCAGAUUCCAUGCUUUUUGUGUGUUUUAGAUUGUUUUAAAUUCAACAAAUUUUGUUCUUUCUGUUAUUGCUAGCCAGCAUUAAGGGGUAAAUGGAUGGUUAUUUUUAACCAUUUUUUGGGGGGUAUUUUUUGUGGCUACCGAUCACAUAGACAUACAGUGAUAAAAUUCAUUUAAAUCAAUGUUGUGUUGCUU
This is a messenger RNA of Ipomoea nil (Japanese morning glory), 678 nucleotides long. RefSeq names its product 40S ribosomal protein S5-like. Gene Ontology annotation, molecular function: structural constituent of ribosome; mRNA binding; rRNA binding. The transcript is spliced from 3 exons. The coding region runs from base 1 to 471 and encodes 156 amino acids. NCBI's taxonomy places the organism in Eukaryota, Viridiplantae, Streptophyta, Magnoliopsida, Solanales, Convolvulaceae. The record is from RefSeq and is a predicted model, not a curated record. Gene Ontology annotation, cellular component: ribosome; cytosolic small ribosomal subunit. Gene Ontology annotation, biological process: ribosomal small subunit assembly; translation.